GUACGAAAUUCAUUGAAUGGGGAAGCAAAAGUCAUCACCCCAGCCCAGUCUUACAACAUGGAUGGCUAUCACGCCGCCAGCAAUACUGUGUACGAGUACCACGGGUGCAUUUUUCACGUAUGCCGUAAAUGUUAUCCAAAGCAAGGAAACAUGAAGCGUUUCUGCCAUCCCGAUCGAACCGUGAGCGAAGUGUAUGAGGCAACCCUAAAGAAAACGGCCAUCCUCCGUGACGCAGGGUACACCGUCAUUGAAAUGUGGGGGUGCGACUUCGCCAAACAGAAAGAAACCAAUCCUGAGCUCGCAGAAUUCCUGGAAAAGUUUGAAUUUGUGCCACCGCUUGAACCGCGAGACGCGUUCUUUGGGGUCGAACUGGCCUACGACCCUGUACGCCAAAACAGCAGAAGAGGAAGAGAUCAGCUAUGUUGAUUUUACUUCUUUGUACCCCUCCAUUAACAAAUAUGGAACUUAUCCUGUGGGAUUCCCGCAGAUUAUCUAUCGGCCAGAAAACCAGAACAUUGGCGAUUACUUUAGUCUCGCGCAAGUGGAUAUCCUGGCUCCUGAACGCUUGUUCCACCCCGUUCUGCCUGUCAGGGCGGGUGGAAAACUUACUUUUC
Molecule: messenger RNA, 614 nt
Organism: Porites lobata
Lineage: Eukaryota; Metazoa; Cnidaria; Anthozoa; Scleractinia; Poritidae
Source: the annotation of a GenBank genome assembly